Molecule: messenger RNA, 492 nt
Organism: Schizophyllum commune H4-8
Lineage: Eukaryota; Fungi; Basidiomycota; Agaricomycetes; Agaricales; Schizophyllaceae
Exons: 2
Coding region: 11-472 (153 amino acids)
Source: RefSeq, a predicted model, not a curated record
GUACCUUCUCAUGGCCCUCAAUACGGUACAAUGUCGAGGAUAUCUGCCGCACAGAUCGACGCCACCAACUCGCAAGACGCGCCCUCGUCGCGUUCAUUUCCCGGUUUCCCUCUCUUCUUUUUCGAUCGGAAUCUUCCCUCCACGCGGCUGUGCUCUUGACUCGCAAGGCGCUUCAAUCGAGUAUUCAGUCGCUGAGCUCGUCUCUUCACGCUAUUGCCUACCGAUGGCUUCACCGGCCCCUUCGCCGCGUUGCCAACAUCGCCUCCAUCGUCAUGGGCGAAUAUAUUCGAAUCGCUUUGAGCGGACGGCGUUGUGGCUCAAUACCUCGCGGCUUCGCAAGACAUCGGCUCCAAGUCCUAGACCGAUUCUCCCUCUCCCUUUAUAUUCAUUGGCCGGUCAUUUCCUUCGGCGAGCUCUGUCCCUGCUGCGCGUAUCGUACACCGGCUUCUCAUUUGUACGAUGUGCUUCAUAAAUGCCUUCGUUCCCCUCCAU